Maudiozyma barnettii is the source of this 1326-nucleotide messenger RNA. RefSeq names its product tRNA threonylcarbamoyladenosine dehydratase (gene TCD2). Gene Ontology annotation, cellular component: mitochondrial outer membrane. Gene Ontology annotation, biological process: cyclic threonylcarbamoyladenosine biosynthetic process. The coding region runs from base 1 to 1326 and encodes 441 amino acids. The record is from RefSeq and is a predicted model, not a curated record. The transcript has a single exon. Gene Ontology annotation, molecular function: ubiquitin-like modifier activating enzyme activity; tRNA threonylcarbamoyladenosine dehydratase activity. Lineage: Eukaryota; Fungi; Ascomycota; Saccharomycetes; Saccharomycetales; Saccharomycetaceae.
AUGACCAAAGACGCAUCAGGGACUUGGAAAGUCGUGGUUGCAACGGCAGCCUUGGCAGUGGCUUCUACAAAACUGGCAGAAGUUGGAUGGAAGAAAUAUCAAUUACAAAACGAUAAAAAGACUAACACCGAUAAGAAAGUGAUCACAGGUAAAGCUGCUUACGAUGAUGGUUUAUUCCGUGAACAACUUGCAAGAAACUAUGCCUUCUUGGGUGAAGAAGGGAUGGAGAAUGUGAAAAACCAAUAUGUCGUUGUGGUUGGUGCCGGUGGUGUCGGUUCUUGGGUCGUCACCAUGUUGUUACGUUCAGGUGUUCGCAAGAUUAGAAUAAUCGAUUUUGAUCAAGUAUCCCUAAGUUCGUUGAACAGACAUAGUUGUGCAACUUUGAAGGACGUCGGUACACCAAAAGUGACUUGUUUAAAGAAUCAUAUGUUGGAAGUCGCACCAUGGUGUGAAAUCGAUGCCAUCAAUGAAUUAUGGGAAUUGAAGGACGCCGAAAGAUUACUAUUUGGUAAUGGUAGACCUGAUAUGGUUGUUGAUUGUAUCGAUAACAUUGAUACCAAAGUGGAUCUACUGGCUUUCUUGCACGAAAAUAAUAUCGAUAUGAUUUCCUCAAUGGGUGCAUCUACCAAGAGUGAUCCUACUCGAAUCAAUGUUGGUGACAUUAGUGUUACCGAGGAAGAUCCCUUAGCAAGAGUCGUUAGAAGAAAAUUAAAGCGAAAGGGGGUUGUCACUGGUGUUCCAGUUGUAUUCAGUGCAGAAAAGCCGGAUCCACGUAAAGCUAAAUUAUUACCAUUGCCAGAUGAAGAAUACGAAAAAGGUAAAGUUGGAGAAUUAAGUGCUCUAAGAGAUUUCCGUGUUAGAAUCUUGCCUGUGUUAGGAACUAUGCCUGCAAUCUUUGGUUUAACUAUUGUCACUUAUAUCUUGACUAAAGUCUCGGGUUAUCCAAUGAAUCCUAUCGAGGGUAAGAAUAGAAUCAAGGUAUACGACGGUAUUUUACAAUCGUUGGCUGCUCAAAUGUCUCGUCUUGGUAAGAAAGAUCAACGUAUUCCAAUUGCUUUGUCUGAUAUAGGUUAUAUUGUAGUGGAGGUCUUCAGAGGGAAAUCCCCGGUGAGUGGCUACUCUACAAAACUAGCAUUGACGAAAUGGGAUCCAAAGAAACCGUUGAAUCUACAAAAUGUGGUACUUGUCACUCUAGAAGAACAGAAGGAACAUGAAAAACGUGUGUUGAAUGGUGGAGAAAGAUUGGAGGACGUUUAUUCUCCUGAAGUGCUGGCUCUGGUUAACAAGAGAUUCGGUGAAGAGGAAUACUACUCUCAAUUUAGAUAA